AUGGCUCUACCUAUAAACCCCACGGACGAGCCCAGGAUAUACCAGCAGACUCUGCUCCAGGACGGCCUGUGUGACCUGUUAGAGAACGAAAAGCUUGUUGAUUGUGUGCUGAAGAUCAAAGACAAAGAGUUCCCCUGCCACCGGCUUGUCCUGUGUGCCUGCAGCUCGUACUUUCGCUCUAUCUUUCUGUCGGACCUAGAGGAAAGCAAAAAGGGAGAGAUUGUCCUGGAGGAUGUGGAGCCUGGUGUCAUGGGGCUGGUCCUCAAAUAUCUGUACACUUCUAAAAUCCAUGUCACAGAGCAGAAUGUCCAGGACAUCUUUGCUGUGGCUAACAUGUAUCAAAUACCUUCAAUUUUCACUGUAUGUGUCUCUUUCCUGCAAAAGCGCCUAAGCCUCAGCAACUGCCUAGCUAUCUUCAGACUUGGCCUGAUGCUGGACUGUCCCAGGUUGGCUAUCUCUGCCCGAAACUAUGCCUGUGAACGCUUCCAGUUCAUCUCCAGGGAUGAGGAUUUCUACCAGUUGCUCCCAAGUGAGCUAGCAGCUAUCUUAGCAAAUGACAACCUGAAUGUAGAGACAGAGGAAGCAGUGUUUGAGACUUUGAUGAACUGGGUGUCUAGAGACACCGAGAGCAGAGAAAAAGAGCUGCCAGGUUUGCUGGACUGUGUUCGUUUGCGUCUGGUCUCUGAGGAUUACCUGAAAGAAAAAGUAGAGAAGCACAAAUUGAUCUGUUCAAAUCCCGAGUUGCAGCAGAAGCUCCAGCUGGUUCGGGAUGCUCACGCUGGGAAAAUGCCGGAAGUUAAGAAAAGCAAGGAGGUGGCUGGUGGAGCAGGAAAAGAUGGAGAGAGUGAGGAGGAAGGUCUUCUCCCAGGCAUCCUGAAUGACAACCUGAGAUUUGGCAUGUUUAUGAGGGACUUGCUAUUGAUGGUGAAUGACAAGAGCACUGUGGCUUAUGAUCCGUCGGGAAACGAAUGCUUUGUAGCAUCACUUUCCACACAGAUUCCCAAGAACCAUGCCGGCCUGGUCACCAAGGAGAACCAGAUCUUUGUGGCAGGAGGAUUAUUCUAUGAUGAACAGAACAAGGAAGAUCCACUCUGCUCAUACUUCCUGCAG
Molecule: messenger RNA, 1110 nt
Organism: Monopterus albus (swamp eel)
Lineage: Eukaryota; Metazoa; Chordata; Actinopteri; Synbranchiformes; Synbranchidae
Product: kelch-like protein 40b
Exons: 1
Molecular function (GO): protein binding
Source: RefSeq, a predicted model, not a curated record